AUGGAUGAACUCACCUUGGAGUUAAGGGACAAGGAAGACUCAGAAUACCAUACAACACAGAAGGCUGCGACCACACGUGGCUCAAGUUCCAGGGUCACUGCUAUCGCUACUUCGCCCAUCGGCGCGCAUGGGAAGACGCGGAAAGGGAUUGCCGACGUUGCUCAGGACACCUCACCAGCAUUCAUUCCUGGGAAGAACAUAAUUUCAUUAGCACAAUACGAGAAUUGGCGUGAAAACCAGCCAGAUAAUUUCUUUGCCGGCGGCGAGGAUUGCGUGGUGCUGGUGUCCCACGAGACUGGCAAAUGGAACGAUGUCCCGUGUAACUACAAACUUCCCUACGUCUGCAAAAAAGAUACAGUGCUGUGUGGGCCGCCUCCUCUGGUGGAAAACGCUUCCCCCAUCGGAAAGAAGAAGGAGAGGUACAGUGUUCACUCGACCGUCCGAUACCAGUGCGCAGAAGGCUUCCUCCAAAGACAUUUGCCCACCAUCAAAUGUCACGUCAACGGCCUGUGGGAGAACCCCAAAGUCCUCUGCACAAAAC
Molecule: messenger RNA, 541 nt
Organism: Thamnophis sirtalis
Lineage: Eukaryota; Metazoa; Chordata; Lepidosauria; Squamata; Natricidae
Source: RefSeq, a predicted model, not a curated record